CCGCACAGUCGGGUGCGAUUGGUUACCCCUGGCGGAGCCGCACCUCGGACAGCAGCAGCGGCCGCAACCUAGGGUCCUGCGUGGAGAGUGGGGCGCGACGGGGACUCGCGGGCGGAGGCUGCGCGUGGGUACCCAGCACGCGAAGACCCAGCACGAGAGCGACUCGGGGCACAAGUGAGAGGAGGCGGCGGCGCCGGGGCCGCGGGUGACAGCACUGAGACAUUCCAUACAUGGGCUUCGAACAGAAGACACUGUAGAUUUGAAGAAUAAAAUGUGAAGACAACCUGGCUGCUCUUCAUUCUCAAGGACGGUGCAUCCUAAGUGUGGAAGACCGGGAUUGUAAGUGAAGAGAGUCUGCUGCUACAAUGCCCCGGAGCCAUUCCGUGGGAUCUGUGCCGUACAUCAAAAGGUACUGAAGUUUCAUAAGAAUAAAAGUUGUAGUCAAUGAGAGAGACAAAAGGACUGAGCCAUCAAAAAGCAUCGUGCUUGCCACACCGGCCACCAUGCGUAAAGGGGUACUGAAGGACCCAGAGAUUGCCGAUCUGUUCUUCAAGGAUGACCCUGAAGAGCUUUUUAUUGAUUUGCAUGAAAUUGGACAUGGGAGCUUCGGAGCCGUGUACUUUGCAACAAAUGCGCACACCAACGAGGUGGUCGCUGUUAAGAAAAUGUCCUACAGUGGGAAGCAGACCCAUGAGAAAUGGCAAGAUAUUCUUAAGGAAGUUAAAUUCCUACAGCAACUGAAGCACCCGAACACCAUCGAGUACAAAGGCUGUUAUUUAAAGGAGCACACUGCAUGGUUGGUGAUGGAGUACUGCUUAGGUUCAGCCUCUGACUUGUUAGAAGUUCAUAAGAAACCACUUCAGGAAGUGGAGAUUGCUGCUAUCACCCAUGGUGCCUUGCAGGGGCUGGCCUACCUCCACUUUCACUCCCUGAUUCACAGGGACAUUAAAGCAGGAAAUAUCCUCCUAACAGAGCCAGGCCAGGUGAAGCUGGCUGACUUUGGAUCCGCUUCCAUGGCUUCUCCUGCCAACUCCUUCGUGGGGACUCCUUACUGGAUGGCCCCAGAGGUGAUCUUAGCCAUGGAUGAAGGGCAGUACGAUGGGAAGGUUGACAUCUGGUCGCUCGGCAUUACCUGCAUAGAGCUGGCGGAGCGGAAGCCCCCCCUCUUCAACAUGAACGCCAUGAGCGCCCUUUACCACAUUGCUCAGAAUGACUCCCCCACGCUACAGUCCAGGGAAUGGACAGACUCCUUCAGGAGAUUCGUUGAUUACUGCUUACACAAAAUACCUCAGGAAAGACCAGCUGCGGUGGAACUAUUGCGGCAUGACUUCAUUCGGAGGGAGCGACCACCUAGGGUCCUCAUUGACCUCAUACAGAGGACGAAAGAUGCUGUCCGAGAGCUGGACAACCUGCAGUACAGGAAAAUGAAGAAGAUACUCUUCCAGGAAACUCGGAAUGGACCCUUGAAUGAGUCACAAGAAGAAGAAGAAGACAGUGAGCAAGGAAGCAACCUGAACCGAGAGGUGGACAGUCUAGGUAGCAUCCACUCCAUCCCCAGUGUGUCAGUGAGCACGGGCAGCCGAAGCAGCAGCGUGAACAGCAUGCAGGAGGUCAUGGACGAGAACAGCCCAGAGCCACUCAUGAUGCAGGAGGAUGAAGGCACAGUCAACUCCAGCUCCUCUAUGGUACACAAGAAGGAUCAUGUAUUCGUAAGGGAUGAGGCGGGCCACGGCGAUCCCAGGCCUGAGCCGCGGCCUACCCAGUCAGUUCAGAGCCAGGCCCUCCACUAUCGGAACCGAGAGCGCUUUGCCACGAUCAAAUCCGCGUCUUUGGUUACACGGCAGAUCCAUGAGCAUGAGCAGGAGAACGAGUUGCGGGAACAGAUGUCAGGUUAUAAGCGGAUGCGGCGCCAGCACCAGAAGCAGCUGAUCGCCCUGGAGAACAAGCUGAAGGCUGAGAUGGAUGAGCACCGCCUCAAGCUCCAGAAGGAGGUGGAAACGCAUGCCAACAACUCGUCCAUCGAGCUGGAGAAGCUGGCCAAGAAGCAAGUGGCUACCAUAGAAAAGGAGGCAAAGGUAGCCGCAGCGGAUGAGAAGAAGUUCCAGCAGCAGAUCCUGGCCCAGCAGAAGAAGGACUUGACAACUUUCUUAGAAAGUCAGAAGAAGCAGUAUAAGAUUUGUAAGGAAAAAAUAAAAGAGGAAAUGAACGAGGACCAUAGCACACCCAAGAAGGAGAAGCAGGAGCGGAUAUCGAAGCAUAAGGAAAACCUGCAGCACACGCAGGCCGAGGAGGAAGCCCACCUGCUCACUCAACAGAGGCUGUACUACGACAGAAACUGCCGCUUCUUCAAGCGGAAAAUAAUGAUCAAGCGCCACGAGGUGGAACAGCAGAACAUUCGGGAGGAACUAAAUAAGAAGAGGACCCAGAAGGAAAUGGAGCACGCCAUGCUGAUCCGGCAUGAUGAAUCCACCCGAGAGCUGGAGUACAGGCAGCUGCACACCCUGCAGAAGCUCCGCAUGGAUCUGAUCCGGCUGCAGCACCAGACAGAGCUGGAGAACCAGCUGGAGUACAAUAAGAGGCGGGAGCGGGAGCUGCACCGCAAGCAUGUCAUGGAGCUUCGGCAACAGCCGAAAAACUUAAAGGCCAUGGAAAUGCAAAUUAAAAAACAGUUUCAGGACACUUGCAAAGUACAGACCAAACAGUACAAAGCCCUCAAAAAUCACCAGUUGGAAGUCACUCCAAAGAAUGAGCACAAAGCAAUCCUAAAGACGCUGAAGGACGAGCAGACGAGGAAGCUGGCCAUCCUGGCCGAGCAGUAUGAACAGAGUAUAAACGAGAUGAUGGCCUCUCAAGCGUUACGGCUAGACGAGGCGCAAGAGGCAGAGUGCCAGGCCUUGAGACUACAGCUCCAGCAGGAGAUGGAGCUGCUCAAUGCCUACCAGAGCAAAAUCAAGAUGCAAACGGAGGCCCAGCACGAGCGCGAGCUACAGAAGCUAGAGCAGAGGGUGUCCCUGCGCAGAGCGCAUCUUGAACAGAAGAUUGAAGAGGAGCUGGCUGCCCUGCAGAAGGAACGCAGUGAGAGGAUCAAGAUUCUCCUGGAAAGACAAGAGCGAGAGACCGAGACUUUUGACAUGGAGAGCCUCAGAAUGGGGUUUGGGAAUUUGGUGACAUUAGAUUUUCCUAAGGAGGACUAUAGAUGAGAUUAAAUUUUUUUGCCAUUUACAAAAAAAAAUGAAAAAAAGAAAACAAAAAAAUUCAGACCCUGCGAAACUACAUUCCCCAUCUUAACGGGCGCUGCUCUCACUUCACUCUCUCUCUCUCUUUCUCUCUCUCUCUCUCUCUCUCUCUCUCUCUCUCUCUCUCCUCCCCCCUCAUCUCCCUCCUUCCCCUCCCCUCUCUCCCUCCCUCUCUCUACCUCCCUUUCUCUACCCCUCUCUCCUCCCUGCCUGCCAUCCUCCCUCUCCCUCUCUCUCUACCCCUCCUGCCUCUCUCUCUCUCUCUCUCUCUCUCUCUCUUUCUCUCUCUCCCUGACACCGUGUCGCACUAGUGCCUGUUGAUUCUUACUCCAUCAGGGGCCCUUUCCUCCCCCCCGUGUCAACUUUCAGUGCUGGCCGAGACCCGGCCGCCCCUGCCGUCACCACCCACAUCGCGGUGCCAACGCGGUUCCGGAUGCUCUGCUGAAGACCUCGGAGGUGGUUUUAGGGUCUGUCAACCAACAAACGGCGAUGGAACACAGAUGGAUGUUGCUUUGAGCAAUCCCUCAUUGUCACCAACCAGUGAAAGUAAAGCAAAAAAUGAGAAAACAAGCAAAUACCUAAAGAAACCUAAUAAAGAAAUACAUGCCAAGGGGGAGAGAGACACAAAAUCCGCAGCCUUACACCUUAACCAGCUGCUGCAUAACUUUAUUUUAUUUUAUUUUUUUGGUAUUUAUUCAUCAGGAAUUAAAAAAACAAAGUUUUAUUAAAGAUUGAAAAUUUGAUACAUUUUACAGGAACUAAUUGUGAUGUACAUACGAAGUGGUAACAUAUUAUUACUAUUUUGGGGCUGGGGUGGGUGGGUGGGGUGAAGAGAUCUUGUGGUUUUUAAGAACCUGCCGGCAAGAGUUUGCCUUGCUGUCAGCCUGGUCUACUGUAUCCCAGCAUCCUCUGCUGUUGCAGAUGGUGCGAGUACACUUAAGGAGCUCACAGAAUCCCAGUAGCACAAAAUUGGGCUUUGGCAAAUCAUGUAUUUUGUGUAUAGAGGGAAUCUAAGGAGAGGAAUUGCUUAUUUUCAUAUUGUAUUUUAACUGUUUCUCUGAUCAAAAUUUUUUUACUUCCUCCUCCUAUUCCUCCCCGCCUCCACACCCACCUCCCACUUCAGUCUCUGGAGUUCAGUGUCUUCUCUGUCCAAUCAUCUCUGUUUAUUUCUCCUUCCCCUCCCCACACCCCCUAUCUGUGGUCAUAAAUAUUGCAUUAUUCAUCCUUUCAAACUGUGUAUUUUCUUACAAUAAAAAAUGAUGAAGAGAAAAAGGCUUCACUCCUUUUGCAUGCACUUAAAAAAAAAAAAACUUAAAAAAGAAAACAUUUUUCAGGUUCCGAGGAAGAGCAUGAUUAACUGUCAGGGCUUUUAAUUAUAUUUGUAAAUAAAAGUGUUCGUCACAUGG
This is a messenger RNA of Mastomys coucha (southern multimammate mouse), 4642 nucleotides long. It is a transcript of the gene Taok3, whose product is annotated as TAO kinase 3. Gene Ontology annotation, molecular function: ATP binding; protein kinase activity. Lineage: Eukaryota; Metazoa; Chordata; Mammalia; Rodentia; Muridae. The transcript is spliced from 22 exons. Gene Ontology annotation, biological process: execution phase of apoptosis; protein phosphorylation. The record is from RefSeq and is a predicted model, not a curated record. Bases 504 to 3200 code for a protein of 898 amino acids.